AGAAUGCUGAAUGCUUCCCCGAAAAGGGGGGUAUUUACAUAAGAUCCGGGGAGAAAGGACUCCUGAAAGCAAUUCAGUAAGGUUUAUUCGAGGUCAUUUCACCAAAACAUCUGUGUGACUGAAACCGACAAGAUUUAGAAGCACUGCUCUUUGGAUCAUAGCUCAACAAUGGAGACAACGCUAGCAAAAACGCCAGAGAAAAGGCAAGUGGUUUUUCUUGCUAUAUUGUUGCUUUUGUGGGAGGCUGGUUCUGAGGCAAUUAGAUAUUCCAUUCCAGAAGAAACAGAGAGUGGCUACUUGGUGGCUCACUUGGCAAAAGAUCUGGGUUUCAGGGUAGGGGAACUGGCCACUAGAAGGGCUCGAAUCCAUCACAGAGGAAACAAAGAGCUCUUGCAGCUAGAUGUGGAGACAGGGAAUUUGCUCCUGAAAGAAAAACCAGAUCGCGAAGCACUAUGUGGGGCGACAGAACCCUGUGUGCUGCACUUCCAGAUCAUACUAGAAAACCCUGUGCAGUUCUUUCAAACUGAACUGCAGCUCACAGAUAUAAACGACCACUCUCCGGAGUUCCCUGACACAGAAAUGCUCCUAAAAAUUCAAGAAAGCACACAGCCAGCAACUGUGUUUCUUCUGAAGGCAGCUCAGGACUCUGACAUUGGAAGCAACGCUGUUCAGAACUACACAGUCAGUCCCAACCUCCAUUUCCAUGUGGUUACUCUCAGUCGCUCAGAUGGCAGGAAAUACCCAGAGCUGGUGCUGGACAGAGCCCUGGACAGGGAGGAGCAGCCUGAACUCACUUUAAUCCUCACUGCUCUGGAUGGGGGAGCUCCGCCCAAGUCUGGGACUACCACUGUUCGAAUUGAAGUCGUGGACAUCAAUGAUAAUGCCCCCGAAUUUGUACAGUCACUCUAUUCGGUGGAGGUCCCUGAGAACAGCCCCCUCGAUGCCUUAGUUGUCACAGUCUCUGCCAGAGAUUUAGAUGCUGGGAUACAUGGCAAUGUAGCCUACUCUCUGUUUCAAGGUGGGGGAGGUCCUCAGCCAUUUGUAAUAGAUGAAAUCACAGGAGAAAUUCGUCUUAAAGGGGCACUGGAUUUUGAAGCAACUUCAUACUAUACCAUGGAAAUUGUAGCCACAGACAGUGGUGGUCUUUCAGGAAAAUGCACUGUAGCUAUCCAGGUGUUGGAUGUGAACGACAAUGCCCCUAAACUCACCAUCUCUUCGCUCACUAGUUCCAUCCCAGAAAAUGCUCCUGAGGCUGUAGUUGCUGUUUUCAGUGUCUCUGACCCAGAUUCGGGGGAUAAUGGAAGGAUGGUGUGUUCUAUUCAAAACGAACUUCCAUUUCUUUUGAAGCCUACAUUUGAAAAUUACUACACUUUAGCGGCAGAAGGGCCACUGGACAGAGAGAUCAGAGAAGAGUACAACAUCACCAUCAUAGUCUCCGAUUUGGGCACACCCAGGCUCACAACCCAGCACACCAUAACAGUGCAGGUGGUGGACAUCAAUGACAAUGCCCCUGCCUUCACCCAAACCUCCUACACCAUGUUUGUCCAUGAGAACAACAACCCCGCCCUGCACAUAGGCACCAUCAGUGCCACAGACUCAGACUCAGGCUCCAAUGCCCACAUCACAUACUCGCUGCUGCCGCCCCAUGACCUACAGCUGUCCCUUGCCUCGCUGGUCUCCAUCAAUGCAGACAACGGACAGCUGUUCGCUCUCAGGGCAAUGGACUAUGAGGCCCUACAGGCCUUUGAAUUCCAUGUGGUUGCCAGAGAUGGAGGCUCACCUGCGCUCAGCAGCCAGGCUCUGGUGCGCGUGGUGGUGCUGGAUGACAAUGACAAUGCGCCCUUCAUUCUCUACCCGAUGCAGAACGCCUCUGCGCCCUGCACUGAGCUGCUGCCCAGGGCUGCGGAGCCUGGCUACCUGGUAACCAAAGUGGUGGCAGUGGACUCUGACUCGGGCCAGAAUGCUUGGCUGUCAUUCCAGUUGCUCAAGGCCACGGAACCUGGGUUGUUCAGCGUGUGGGCUCACAAUGGCGAGGUGCGCACCACCAGGCUGCUGAGUGAACGAGAUGUACCCAAGCACAGGCUGCUGUUGCUGGUCAAGGACAAUGGAGAACCUCCGCGGUCUGCCAGCGUCACUCUUCAUGUGCUGCUAGUGGAUGGCUUCUCUCAGCCCUACCUGCCUCUGCCUGAGGUGCAGCACGACUCUUCACAGGAUGAAGACAUGCUCACACUCUACCUGGUCAUUGCCUUGGCCUCUGUGUCUUCUCUCUUCCUCCUGUCUGUGCUGCUGUUCGUGGGGGUGAGGCUUUGCAGGAGGGUCAGGGAGGCCUCUCUGGGUGCCUGCUCUGUGCCCGAGGGACACUUUUCUGGCCACUUAGUGGAUGUCAGCGGUAUGGGGACAUUGUCCCAGAGCUACCAGUAUGAGGUGUGUCUGAGCGGAGACUCUGGGACAACAGAUUUCAAAUUCCUGAACCAUUAUUCACAAUAGAGUCCUUCAGGAAUCCAACUAAAUUUCAGUGUUAGGAUCACCCAGGUUUUGGUAACUGAGUAAGAAUGAGUUUCUUGGCUAUUAAUAUUUCCCUUUGCAUUUAACAAUUUUUCCUUGAAAUAUAUGUCUAUGUUGAUUUUACCCAUGAUUUCUAAUUGUGUAGGGUUUUUUAAAAAUAAUUUUUCUUUCCUUUCCUUUCCUUUUUUUUUUUUUUGUUGUUUGCUUCGUAUUUUAUCAAUCCAAUCUUAAUGCAUGUUUGUCUUCACUAAUUUGAUAGGGAAAUAAGUAACUUCGCUGUGUUUCGAUGGCCAUUUCAAUUACUGUUCUUAGGAAUCAUUUCUUCCUUUGCAUUUAUGACUGUAUUUGGAAAUAUAUCCACUUCAAAUUGUACCUUGUUGAAGCUGUGCAUGUAACUUGCUGAGUAUUGUUUGUUUUACUUUUAACUUUCACUGCUGUGCAUUAACUGUGCUAAGUACAAUGUUCACUGGGGCGUUUUCAGAGAUGCACAUACCACACCAUGAUAACAUUCUCCUAAUUACCAUCUUCUAUAUUCCCACUGCUUCCUCCCCAUCAGUCUCCUAAAAGCCCCUCUUUGCUUUCAUGGGCUUCUUGUGUUACAGUGCGAUAAUUGAGCCUCAAUGAUCUGUAGUUUCAUUUAUUCCUGAAAAUGCCCGUUUCAUUUUUCGUGAUGCCUGUGCAUCAAGAACUCCAUUGUGCAUGUGUGUGUUUUCCUCCCCCACACGCCUACUGUAUAUAAUGAUAAAGCAGCUUUGUCUACAGCUGAUGAAGUGUGACCAUAAGAUACAGCUAUCUGUCAUAUUUUACAUGCUUUGUACACAAACAGAAGUAGAGCAAUUUAUUUCUUAUCUUUACUGACCGCCACAAUUAGUAUUUCAAGAUUUUAUUUGCUUAUAUACAACCCUAUAUUGCUACUAAAAUAUACCAGAGAUGGCCAUUUGUGACUUAAGUCAUUGUACAUGAUGUAGUGUGCUUUCAUUUUGUAUGAGCCGACAUUUGGUGAGGCAUGUGUUCGGAUGAUAAGUUGAAUUGUAAAUCAUGGUUGUAAAUGAGGGCACAUUAAACUUUCAACAG
Messenger RNA from Mus musculus (house mouse), 3579 nucleotides. RefSeq names its product protocadherin beta 6 (gene Pcdhb6). The record is from RefSeq and is marked validated. Gene Ontology annotation, cellular component: plasma membrane; membrane. The transcript has a single exon. Gene Ontology annotation, biological process: homophilic cell-cell adhesion; cell adhesion. The coding region runs from base 169 to 2487 and encodes 772 amino acids. Gene Ontology annotation, molecular function: calcium ion binding. NCBI's taxonomy places the organism in Eukaryota, Metazoa, Chordata, Mammalia, Rodentia, Muridae.